AUGAGCAUUUGGGGGAGGAGAAAAAGCAUGAAGCAGGAUUGUAACCUAAUCAUCAUCAUGUCAGAAGACGAAAUUGCGAUAGAAGCAAUAAAGCAUGCUUUGAAGGCUCUUCGGAAGCGGCAUCUGCUGGAGGAGGGAGCUCACGGACCUGCUAUUAUAGCUCUUUCUAAACCUAUUGCUUCUCAGGGUUCAGAAUGGAAGGAUAAAGCAGAAACUCUUGAAUUGGAACUUCAGCAAUGUUACAAAGCUCAAUCUCGAUUAUCUGAGCAGCUUGUGGUGGAAGUGGCCGAAUCUAGGGCUGCAAAAUCUUUAGUCCAGGAGAAAGAAGCCUUAAUUCCUAAUCUUGAAAAUGACCUUUCUCAAGCAAGGGAUGAAUGUUCUCGCUUGGCUGCACUUCUAGAGGAAAAGACUAAAGGCCUAGAAUUGCUUAUGGGUGAGAAUAAGGAACUGAAAUCUCAAUAUGAAGAGAUGAGAGCUAGAGCUAUCAAUGCAGAGACUGAAAACAAGACAUUGAUUGAUCGGUGGAUGUUGCAGAAAAUGCAGGAUGCUGAACGCCUUAACGAGGCGAAUGCUUUAUAUGAAGACAUGCUAGGUAAGCUCAAAGCCAGUGGACUCGAACAACUAGCAAGACAACAAAUAGAUGGCGUAGUCCGCCAAAGUGAAGAAGGAGCCGAAUACUACGUGGAGUCCACCAUACCAAACACCUGCAACCACCGGAUCCCCGCCCACGAAGGCGGUUGUGCUUCAAUCCUCUUCGAAAACACUUCCGGGAAAUUACUCACCGGAGGACAAGACCAAACUGUUAAAAUGUGGGACACAACAACCGGUCAACUCACUAAAACCUACCACGGUUGCAUAGGAUCCAUCCUUGAUCUCACCCUUACAAAUGACAACACGUGUCUAAUAGCAGCAAGCAGCUCCAACAACUUAUACGCAUGGGACACAAAUACGGGUCGUGUUCGCCACACCCUCACAGGUCAUAAAGAUAAAGUAUGCGCUGUUGAUGUCAGCAGAUUCUCUAAUCGCCAUGUCGCCAGCUCAGCGUAUGACCGGACAAUCAAGAUAUGGGAUCUUAACAAAGGGUAUUGUGUCAACACGAUUAUCUUCCCGAGUAAUUGUAAUACUUUGUCUUUCACGCCAGAUGGACAGACGAUUUGUUCGGGACACAUGGAUGGGCAUUUAAGGUUGUGGGACAUGAAGAGUGGGAAAUUAUUGAGUGAGGUUGCGGCUCAUUCUCUUGCUGUGACCUCUAUUUCUCUUUCUAGAAAUGGGAAUACAGUGUUGACAAGUGGGAGGGAUAAUUUGCAUAAUUUGUUUGAUACGAGGACUCUUGAAGUAAUGGGGACAUUGAGGGCGAAUGGGAAUAGAGUUGCUUCUAAUUGGAGUCGAUCUUGUAUUAGUGCUGAUGAUAAUUAUGUUGCUGCUGGAUCUGUUGAUGGUGUUGUUCAUGUUUGGUCGAUUGCCAAGGGUAAUAUUGUCAGUACACUUAAGGAACAUACGGGUUCCGUUUUGUGUUGUUCUUGGAGUGGAAUUGGGAAACCGUUGGCUACAUCGGACAGGAAUGGAAUCGUUUGUUUGUGGGCAUAAGAACGGAAUCACUUUUGUUUGUACAUAUAUGGUUCUGUUAUUUUCAUUCGUACAUUUGUUAUAUGAACAAGUUGAUGGAUUUAUCAUUCAAGUUUAAACAAGAUUUGAUUACAAAAAA
Molecule: messenger RNA, 1705 nt
Organism: Lactuca virosa
Lineage: Eukaryota; Viridiplantae; Streptophyta; Magnoliopsida; Asterales; Asteraceae
Source: the annotation of a GenBank genome assembly